Molecule: messenger RNA, 514 nt
Organism: Geodia barretti
Lineage: Eukaryota; Metazoa; Porifera; Demospongiae; Tetractinellida; Geodiidae
Source: the annotation of a GenBank genome assembly
AACAGGACACGUGGACUCACUCAUACGAGAAGUGUGCCUUACUUUGACCGUAUAUGGUCAAACUGGAAUUCCACUACUGCCGUGGUGCAAUCUGAUUGGUCAGUGUGUCCAACGUACGACAGCUGUGUUGACGAGCCAGGACCUUGUGCCAUGGCAACCACCCUCUUCCUCAAGAUUAUUCAGAUAACAACUGCUGUAGAACACAAUACUUGAUCCUCCCGAUACCUGAGAAGCCAGGAAAGUGUUUGCCGAAGUCCAUUUGUUGAAGUGGACCAGUUAUAGGUCGGUGCAUAACAACUAACCAACCACCCCAGUUCUAAAGGCUGGGCCUCUGGUGUCCUAUUCCAGUGAAUGGAUGGGUGGGCAGGAAUAUUAUUGCUUCUUGACUUAGCCCAUUAUUCAGAACUACACAUUGUUUCAACGAGGUCAAAGGUCAACUGCACCCAGGACAAACCGCGAACCCAUGACACUCCGCUCCCUAGGCAAGCUCACCAGCUUAUAUAUAGCAUUUCCA